AUGGAUUUUUCAAGAGAUACUUUCCCACUUGCCGUUUAUGGGCUGCGAGAUGUUUUUAGUGGGUUUAUUCUGUUUUUGAAAAUUUGGACAUCAAACUCUGAUCCAAAGUUAAUUGGCAGAUGGUACUGGGAGCACAUUAACAACUCUAAAGUUGUGAGCAAGUAUCUUAGAGUGGACAAGGGUACUGAAAAUGGGCAUAUGGCAACGAUCCAUGCGUAUUUAAACCAACAAAGAGAAGAUGUUGAAAAUGUUGAGGACACUGUCUAUUUUAGUCCAUCUACAAAUAAUAAAAUUGAAAGAUGGUGGCGUGAAUUAUACCACCGUUUGAAAAAGUUCUUCAAAAGGCAAUUAAGAAUUUUGCUAGAGCAAGGCCACUAUGACUCAAAUAAUGAAACAGACAGGGAAAAUCUACUGGCCUAUGUUUUCAUCCCAGUAAUUCAGCAAGAGAUGGAUAUAUUCAGGAGUACAAUUUGGAAUUCCUAUAGGGUCAGACACCAGAGAGAUGCUCAGAUGCCCAAAGGUGUCCCUAAUCAUUUAUAUUCCUUUCCUGAAGCAUAUGGGGCUGAAGAAUGUGGCACUCAAGUGGCACUAAAUGAAGUAGCAGAAAUGUCAGGUGUCCUUACAGUUGGGGAUGAUUUUUUGGCUCCAAACAUAAGAGCAGAAUGUAGAUAA
This is a messenger RNA of Dendronephthya gigantea, 672 nucleotides long. RefSeq lists its product as uncharacterized. The record is from RefSeq and is a predicted model, not a curated record. NCBI's taxonomy places the organism in Eukaryota, Metazoa, Cnidaria, Anthozoa, Malacalcyonacea, Nephtheidae. The transcript has 5 exons. Bases 1 to 672 code for a protein of 223 amino acids.